AUGGAAACAUCACCGAGUUACAAUUCGUCAGACAGCUCCGACGCUUUGGAGAAAGACGAGUUCAAGAAUGUGUUGAUGCAGAUGAUGAGUUAUCUGAGAGAAAGGGCUGCUUCUAGAGACUCGUUUCGAAAGUUUGCAGUGGCGAAUGUUAGUGGUCCGGGCAAUCAACCAUCUGAAGCUAAUGAUGCUGCCGACUCAUUGCAAAUGGACUUUGAAACCAUCAGAAUGGCAACAAAUGAUUUUGCUGAUGCAAAUAAGCUUGGACAAGGUGGAUUUGGAGCCGUUUACUUGGGUAGGUUGUAUGAUGGACAAGAGAUUGCUGUAAAAAGGUUGAGCAGGAAUUCUGGCCAAGGUGAUGUGGAGUUUAAGAAUGAAGUGUUGCUAAUGGCCAGGCUACAACAUCGGAAUUUAGUCAAGCUAGUUGGUUUUUGUCUCAAGAAAGAAGAAAGGCUUCUCGUUUAUGAGUUCCUUCCUAACAAAAGCCUUGAUUACUUCAUUUUUGAGAGCAUGUUAAAUUGGCAAAAGCGUGUCAAAAUUAUAGAAGGCAUUUCUCGAGGUCUUCUUUAUCUCCAUCAAGAUUCUCGAGUACAGAUCAUUCACCGUGAUUUAAAGCCAAACAACAUACUUUUAGAUGAAGACAUGAAUGCUAAGAUCUCAGAUUUUGGUAUGGCAAGGUUGUUUGCAGUCGAUCAAACUCAAAGCAACACAAGUACAAUUGGGGGACUUAGUAAUGGAUACAUGGUACCAGAAUAUGCAAAACAUGGAAUCUUUUCAACAAAGUCAGAUGUUUUUAGUUUCGGAGUAUUGGUUUUAGAAAUUGUAAGUGGUCAAAAGAAUGGUGAAUUCCACAAUGGGGAGAACAUAGAGCAUAUAGGAACUGCUGCUUGGAAAAGUUGGAGUAAAGGAAUGUAUUCAAAUAUUGCAGAUCCAACAUUAUUGAUUGAAGAAGAAGGAUCUUCAAGAAGUGAAAUGAUGAGAUGCAUCCAAAUAUGUUUACUAUGUCUUCAAGAAAACGCAGCAGCUCAUAGGCCAUCAAUGGCUUCCAUUGUUACGUUGCUAAGUAGCUCCUCCUGUACCAUCCCAAUUCCUUCAGAACCAUUCUUUUAUAAUUGGACAAGCAUGCCAAGUAUUAAGAUUAUUCCAUCGUCAUCAUCUGGAGAUCAAUCUGUUGAAGAAUCGAGAAAUGAACUUACUUUUACAGAGCAAUUUCCUCGCUAGAUCAUCAUUUUCAAGCAUAUGUAGGGGC
Molecule: messenger RNA, 1246 nt
Organism: Neltuma alba
Lineage: Eukaryota; Viridiplantae; Streptophyta; Magnoliopsida; Fabales; Fabaceae
Product: putative receptor-like protein kinase At4g00960
Exons: 6
Coding region: 1-1218 (405 amino acids)
Biological process (GO): protein phosphorylation
Cellular component (GO): plasma membrane
Molecular function (GO): ATP binding; protein serine/threonine kinase activity
Source: RefSeq, a predicted model, not a curated record